AUGUUGUGGUGGAUGCUUUGUCGGUUCUCCACCAUUUCCUCAAGGCGUCUUGUAACUCUGGCUGCUUCAAAUCCCAGUCCACGAGAGGCAAAGACAUCCUCAGCAUAUUCCACGAUAACAACAUGUGCAUCCUGUUGCCGGAGUCGCGAUUACGUGAGGAUACGUAAAAUUGGCCCAUGUCCCCGACCGUCCGGUGCCGGCCUCUAUUCAGACUCAUUAAUUGUGGCAAUCCCCGUUGCGCCCGACUGCCUGGCCUCAGAGUUGACUGAGGCUUCGGCGCCAAGUUUGCCAAUUCAAACGGAAAAGAAACAAACACGGGCAACUGUUUUUUGGCGCUGA
Messenger RNA from Protopolystoma xenopodis, 339 nucleotides. The record is from the annotation of a GenBank genome assembly. NCBI's taxonomy places the organism in Eukaryota, Metazoa, Platyhelminthes, Monogenea, Polystomatidea, Polystomatidae.